This is a messenger RNA of Cylindrotheca closterium, 579 nucleotides long. The record is from the annotation of a GenBank genome assembly. NCBI's taxonomy places the organism in Eukaryota, Bacillariophyta, Bacillariophyceae, Bacillariales, Bacillariaceae.
AUGCUAACGGUGAGAUUGCGUUCAGUGGAAUGCAACUCAGCCAACAAGGUUUCAGUGGUGCUCAAGUGCGCCAAGGAUUCGAUACAACUCAAGGUUCAAACUCCGCAAGCUGUGAAAACUGGAUAUUUUGAUAUGUCAAAUGUCUUUCAUGAUGCUAUCAAGGGAAAGGAUGAGACUGACAAUGAUGUCUAUCUUAUUCCAUGUCCUGCUGGUAUGACAAAUGUCAAACUUCAAGCCGACUGGCACUAUGCUAGUGAAGAUGAAGAUUUGCCUGAUCUUGCUACCGAAGCAGAUCCAGGUCUGCAGUUUAUCCAAAGCCGUAGAAAGCAAAGAGAUCCAUUUGGGUUGUACGAUCAUGUCAUCAUGGACAGUGGUUGUACAAACACCACCAUUUGUAAUGGUGAGCUCAUGCAUGGACUCCAUCAUGCUGAGAAAGAACUUGAUAUCCACACUAACGUGGGCAGCAGAGUUCUCGACAAAGAAGGUUUUCUAGGAAAAUUUCCACCUCCAGUUUAUCACGAUGAAGAUGGAAUUGCCAAUGUACUUGCUAUGCGCAAGAUGAUUGCUGCGGGAUACUGA